AUGUUCGAAAUAUUCGUUGAACUUCUAGUUAAAAGUAAUUGUCGUAUUGAUGAUACUCACUUUAAUUCAAGAAAAUAUUGUGAGUAUUAUUGCCUUCGAGAUGUUCUUGUACUUAGAGAAGGCUUUUUAAAAUAUCGACAAAUGGUUCAAACUCAUCUCCACCUUGAUUGCGUCUGUUAUGCCUCUCUUAGUUCAAUGGCAUACGCAUUUUUUGUUAAUAAUUGUUUUGUUAAAGACGCAAUAUUUGAAUAUACAGGGGUUGUUCGAGAAUAUAUUAAACAAGCAGUACAUGGGGGAAGAAAUAUGACCAGUGAAAAUAAAAAACAUUAUAUCACUGAUGAAAUUGUUGAUUUUGACGCUUGUAGUUUAUAUCCAUCUGCCAUUGUACGUUUAUAUUUGCCAAUGGGAGCGCCAAAUCAAAUGUUUCAUCCAAUUGAAUGGUAUCUUGAACACCUUAUGGAUGAACAACAAUUUGAACCCUCUGAAACAAAAUUUAUUUCUUAUUUUAUUGUAACCAUUGUAAUAACAAAAAUAAAUAAGAAAAGAAAAAUGCCUAUUAUUAUUAAAAAGAUAAAAGGUAUAAAUCAUUAUGUAAAUGAAGAAACCACCAUGAUUGUAGAUUCAAUUUAUCUACAAGAUUUAAUUAAAUAUCAAGAAAUAAAAUUUAAGAUGGUACAAGGGGUGUAUUGGAAAGGAAGUAAAGUUGGAUUAUUUAAAGAAAAAAUAAAAGAAAUAUAUAGAAUAAGGAAAGAAAUGAAACAAGUAAAUGAUCCAGCUGAAAUUAUAUUUAAACUGGUAAUGAAUUCUUCCUAUGGAAAAACCAUCCAAAAACCAAUUAAGGAAGAAAAGAAAUUCUUCAGAGGAAGAAAUAAAAUGAUCAUUUUGGAGACGCCACUUAGAAGAUGUCAUUGUUGGGGAACAAAUUCAUGA
Entamoeba dispar SAW760 is the source of this 930-nucleotide messenger RNA. RefSeq lists its product as uncharacterized. The record is from RefSeq and is a predicted model, not a curated record. Lineage: Eukaryota; Evosea; Mastigamoebida; Endamoebidae. The transcript is spliced from 2 exons. The coding region runs from base 1 to 930 and encodes 309 amino acids. Gene Ontology annotation, biological process: DNA replication. Gene Ontology annotation, molecular function: nucleotide binding; DNA binding; DNA-directed DNA polymerase activity.